Messenger RNA from Diorhabda sublineata, 687 nucleotides. Its product is annotated as cilia- and flagella-associated protein 251-like. The transcript has a single exon. The record is from RefSeq and is a predicted model, not a curated record. Lineage: Eukaryota; Metazoa; Arthropoda; Insecta; Coleoptera; Chrysomelidae.
AUGCUCGGGAGUCAGUCUCGAUUGGUACCUUUGGGAUACCUGGCGACCUGGACAGUGGAGGAAGAGAAAAGGAAGAAAGAGGAGGAAGAUGAGGAGGAAGAUGAGGAGGAAGAUGAGGAGGAAGAUGAGGAGGAAGAUGAGGAGGAAGAUGAGGAGGAAGAUGCGGAGAAAGAUGAGGAGGAAGAGGAGGAGGAAGAUGAGGAGAAAGAUGAGGAGGAAGAUGAGGAGGAAUAUGAGGAGGAAGAUGAGGAGGAAGAUGAGGAGGAAGAUGAGGAGGAAGAUGAGGAGGAAGAUGCGGAGAAAGAUGAGGAGGAAGAGGAGGAGGAAGAUGAGGAGAAAGAUGAAGAGGAAGAUGAGGAGGAAGAUGAGGAGGAAGAUGAGGAGGAAGAUGAGGAGGAAGAUGAGGAGGAAGAGAAGAAGGAAGAAGAGGAGGAAGAAGAGGGGGAAGAGGAGGAAGAGGAGGAGAGAAGAAUAUUUGAGGAGGAGUCGUUAGAAAAACAAAGGAAAAGUAAGAAAGUGAACAGAAGCAAAGAACUGACAGAGCAAUCAACAUAGGAAGAAAAAGAGGAAGAGGGGGAAGAGGAGGAAGAGGAGGAGAGAAGAAGAUUUGAGGAGGAGUCGUUAGAAAAACAAAGGAAAAGUAAGAAAGUGAACAGAAGCAAAGAACUGACAGAGCAAUCAACAUAG